UCCCCACUAGCCUACACAGUACGCGCGCAUCCACCCAAUUAAAUACUUGCAAACCCCGUACCACAGUUUUCUCUGCUCCCAAACAGUAGCGAGUAGAAACUUCCAACUCCCAUUCGGCCUCUCCUCCACUCCCAUCUCCUUUUCCAUUCUAUAUUCCAUUUUAUUCGAUUAAAAUUCUUUGCAGCUUUUCCACAGCAGAAGCUCCUUCUUUAAUCCAUCUCUCUCUCUCUCUCUCGUCAAAUAUCGUCUUCUCCCUCUUAUAAAUUUCAGCCUCCAGAAGAGUCACAGAAUCUUUUGACCAAAUUCCAAACGCCUCAUGGUCUGCUUGGAAAUGGCAAAAAACCCUUUCGCUGAAAAAUGGGUCCAAGCCGAUUCAAACUCUCUGAAACAAGAAGAAGAAAAAGAAGAAGGAGAAGACAGCGAGGAAGAAGAAGAAGAAGAGGCAUUAUCUCUCUGUGAUCUUCCCCUCUGUUUAAUCAAAGAAGAGAACCAACCAAGGAAACAAGUCGACCACGCGCUCGAUCAAUCCCAAGAAGAUUUCAAUUUCGGGUCGUGGCUUGGGCCCCAUUUGCCGGAAUCCGACAUGUGCGCCGCCGACGAGGUGUUCUUCCGAGGCCAAAUUCUCCCACUCCGUCUCUCCGUCGGCUCCGAGGGCGCCUUCACGGGCGUUCGAACCGGGUCGAACCCUUCCCGGUCCAUUUCCAGGUCCGAGUCCAUGGGCCACGCGUCGUCGGGCGGAUUAACCGCCGUCAGCAGCAGGAGCAGCAGUACCAGAAGCCACAAUUCAUCGAGCAGCAGCAGCACCACCUCCGCCGGCGCCGCCACCACAACGUGCAAGUUGCCUAGGGUCCGAAAUCCGUUUCACUCCCACCCGAGUCCGAAACCCCAAAUCCGGAUCCCAAACACUCGGGCGCAAAAUUCAGGAGGCCGGUGCCGGAGAUCGACCGUGUGGGACAUUUUCCGGCUGGGUUUGGUCCAAACCCCGGAAAUCCAAUUGAAGGACCUGAAGCUCCGCGAUAGCACUAACAAUUCCAGAAAGAGCUUUGGCAGUAGCAGCAAUAGCAGUAGAAAUAGCGAUCUCGGCACUACGGAUAAUGGCGGCCACAACAAUACCAACCCAAUUCGGAAGAGCUUAUUAAUAUUCAAUACGAAUAGCAGAAGCGGUAAUGGUUUUUGGGGCGGUGGGUGUACGUGCAAAUCGUCGGUAGGUGCGGUGGAAAUUCCGGCGAAAAUUGUUGAUGUGAAGAACGGCGGGAGAAGCAGUGGUAGAACAGAGAUGCCGGCGGCGGGGAAAGAAGAAGAAGAAGAAGAAGAGGAACAGAGAGAGAAGAAGCAGUCGAUGUCACGUCAUCGUACUUUUGAAUGGUUAAAGGAGCUUUCAUCGCAUGCAGGGGAACCAACCAGACGAGCCUCAUUAGAUUCCAUAGAAUAGAACCCAUGCGAGCCAGCAUGCUUCUUCUUUUUUAGUUUUUUUUCUUUCUUUUUAAUCAUUGUAAUCCUGGGGCUUUGGCGUUAGGUUGUUAGCUUUUGGAGUUUCUUUAAUUUAAAUUACAUUGAUAC
This is a messenger RNA of Malania oleifera, 1560 nucleotides long. RefSeq lists its product as uncharacterized. Lineage: Eukaryota; Viridiplantae; Streptophyta; Magnoliopsida; Santalales; Ximeniaceae. The record is from RefSeq and is a predicted model, not a curated record. The coding region runs from base 317 to 1432 and encodes 371 amino acids. The transcript has a single exon.